AUGGAUUUCAACGUGCCAUAUUGUAUUCCUUUGCAUCGUCCACAACUCGACAUUGAUUUCAACGAACCAUUUGCCUUUCCCUGUUCUGAUAUCUUUUGGCCCAUUGAACCUGCCAUUGUGUCUCUGCCUCCCGAGCCUAGUAUCCACAAGAUCAAGAAACGUAAACUUUCCAACGACAACGAGUUUAUUGUAAAGAAACAACGUAAACGUAUGGAGACUCGUCGAUCGUCAACAACAACCGCGUCUACUACGAAGGGUCACGCACCAUCGCAACAAACAUCGAUACCCGAAGAUAUGGCUACUGUCACCGGUAUUGAAGAAGAUCUGCAACAUUUGCAAGACGAAUGGGCGUCGAUUGAGAUCGUGUUCAACUCUAUUCGCAAUGCGUUUCCUGUUCAAUCGCUGAAGAAUGCACCUGAGGAGCUAUUGGACGAGGUUGACCGAGAAUUGAGUAUUGCAUAUGACGAUCUUAAGGCACAAGUCAGACAUUUGACCCGCAACCUCCAACGACUGGAAACCGAUCUUGCACCAUUUCGUCCUUUGAAAAAAGAGGCGGCAGCAUUUGUGUCACCAAGCAAUCCAGCAGCAACAACAGCAGCUGUCAUUAACAAAGCAUCCUCCUCACCUUGUUAG
This is a messenger RNA of Lichtheimia ornata, 633 nucleotides long. RefSeq lists its product as uncharacterized. The record is from RefSeq and is a predicted model, not a curated record. The coding region runs from base 1 to 633 and encodes 210 amino acids. NCBI's taxonomy places the organism in Eukaryota, Fungi, Mucoromycota, Mucoromycetes, Mucorales, Lichtheimiaceae. The transcript has a single exon.